Arachis stenosperma is the source of this 609-nucleotide messenger RNA. RefSeq lists its product as uncharacterized. The transcript has a single exon. Lineage: Eukaryota; Viridiplantae; Streptophyta; Magnoliopsida; Fabales; Fabaceae. Bases 1 to 609 code for a protein of 202 amino acids. The record is from RefSeq and is a predicted model, not a curated record.
AUGUGCGAUCUCGGAGCAAGUAUUAACUUAAUACCAUCUUCCCUGGUGAAAAAGCUGCACAUAGAGGAAGUCAAAUCAGUGCAAAUGUCUCUGGAGCUGGUAGAUAAGUCAAUGGUGCACCCUAGGGGUGUAGUUGAAAAUCUGUUGGUUAAGGUGGACAGGUUCAUAUAUCCUGCUGACUUUGUGGUCCUAGAGUCAGACGAGGAUGAUGGUGACUCUGUUAUACUAGGAAGGCCAUUCUUGGCCACUGCUAGAGCCAUCAUAGACAUAGAGAAAGGGGAGUUGACUCUCAGGAUGCAUGAUCAGAGUGUCACUCUGAAGGUCUUACCAGAAGCACAGUUUAGUGAAAAGAAGAAAGACUAUAUGGAAAUUGAUAAGGGAGGAUCACAGCUGAAGGAAGAACAUGACAAUGAAAGUCACAGCAACACUCCAAAGCCAAGGAUUUUGCAAACUAAUGAAGAAGCCCAAGAAGAUAUUGGAAUAUUAACCACUGAGAAGAGAGAUCCCCAAGAGAAGCCCAUGGCCAGAAAAGAAAGACCAACAACAGGAAAGAUGAAACACAGAAACAAAACAAAAAGGGGUUGGAAGAACAGGAGGAUUCCAACAUAA